UGAAGAUAUGUAGAUGAAAACAGAAGGCAGACAAACAUAUAUUUUCAUUUAGGAGGAUAUAUUCCAUAAUAAUGGGAAACACAGAUACUAAACUGAAUUUUAGGAAGGCAGUGAUACAAUUGACAACAAAGACACAGCCCAUUGAAGCAAAUGAUGAAGCUUUCUGGGAACAGUUUUGGUCAGAGAGUGUUACAUGCGUUCAAGAUGUAUUCACAUUAAUCCCUGCGGCAGAGAUCCGGGCAUUGAGGGAAGAAUCUCCAUCAAAUUUAGCAACACUUUGCUACAAAGCUGUGGAGAAAUUAGUUGCUGCAGCAGAGAGUGGAUGCCCCUCACAAAGAGAACAACAGACAGUUUUGAAUUGUGUGCGCCUCCUGACUCGAAUUCUGCCAUACAUAUUUGAAGACCCAGAUUGGAGAGGGUUCUUCUGGUCCACAUUGCCAAACCAGUCUGAAGAGACUGAGAUUGAAAGCUCACCACUAGCCCAAUCAUUACUAAAUGCUUUAUGUGAUCUACUGUUUUGUCCAGACUUUACAGUUCAAUCAAACAGAAAAUCUGGCCCAGACAACCCUGAGGACAUGGGCUCCAUUGACAGCUGUGAAUACAUCUGGGAGUCAGGGGUGGGCUUCGCUCACUCUCCCCCACACAACUUCCAGCAUGACCAGCACAGAACAGAGAUUAUCAAGCUGUUUCUCACCUGUUUCUCAGAGACAAUGUAUCUACCACCAAUAGCUGAUGCCCACACAGUUCCAAAUCAAUGGAUUCAAUAUUUCACAUCAACUGAUAACAGACAUGCUCUACCGCUGUUCACCUCCCUACUUAAUAUUGUCUGCGCCUACGACCCAGUUGGGUAUGGUGUUCCGUACAAUCAUCUCAUGUUCACUGACUCACGGGAACAGCUGGUAGAAGGAGCUCUUCAGGUUCUCUGUGUUACCAUGGAGAAUGAAUCAUCCAAUCAUAACGUGUCUGUGGAUGGUACUUCUGGAGGAACUGGCAUGGAUGCCCAGAGUGAUACUGGUGGACCAGACAACCUGUUUGUAAACUAUUUAUCCAGAAUUCACAGGGAGGAGGAUUUUGCAUUUAUUCUAAGGGGAAUAACUCGUCUCCUUAACAAUCCACUUACUCAGACUUACUUGCCAGGCUCCUGCAAAAAGAUCCAGUUCCAUCAAGAGUUACUGGUCUUGUUCUGGAAAAUGUGUGAUAUUAAUAAGAAAUUCAUGUUUUACGUAUUGAAGAGCAGCGAUGUUUUGGAUGUUCUUGUGCCCAUUUUGUAUUUCCUGAAUGAUGCCAGAGCAGACCAGUCUCGCGUGGGUCUGAUGCACAUUGGGGUAUUCAUCCUACUUCUUCUGAGUGGGGAGAGGAACUUUGGAGUCCGGUUAAACAAGCCCUACUCAGUGCGUGUUCCCAUGGACAUUCCUGUGUUUACCGGAACACACGCAGAUUUCCUCAUCAUUGUUUUUCACAAAAUCAUUACCACUGGACACCAGAGACUACAGCCCCUGUUUGACUGUCUUCUGACCAUCAUUGUCAAUGUAUCCCCAUAUCUGAAGACUUUGUCAAUGGUUGCCAGCACCAAAUUACUGCACCUACUGGAGGCUUUCAGCACACCUUGGUUCCUGUAUGCCAGCCCCACCAAUCAUCAUCUAGUCUUCUUCCUUCUAGAAGUCUUCAACAACAUCAUUCAGUACCAGUUUGACGGAAAUUGUAAUCUCGUCUACACAAUCAUUCGCAAAAGAAAUGUAUUCCAUCAGCUGGCAAACUUACCUACUGAGCAUGCUACAAUCGCAAAGGCCCUCAGUAAGAGGGGUAAGAAGUUUGUACAGCUGACCCCUGAGAGUGGGAAAGACCUCCCCACCAUGGAGGGAGCCAUGCCUGCUAUGGAGGCAGAGCCAGGAACCCUCAAGACGACCCUGGCUGCCACACCCAUAAAAUUAAAGCCAGACAUGAGAAGACUGGACAGGAUGACUGAGAAAGCUGCCCCUGAUGAAGGCCACUCAGAGCUGACUCUGAAAGAGUUGGCCACUUCUACUGGUAACAUUAAUAUCCAGCCUCCAUCUGAAAUCCAAGAUCCAGACUCUCCGGAGCAUAACAAACCUAAGGCGAAGGCAUCCAGAUCUGUGCCUAAUUCUCCACCAGGGAGUCCCACAGGUUCUGAGACGACUGCGAAACCACCGCUUGCCCGCACCUCAUCCACCUCAAGCUCAGGUGGGUCCUGGGUGGCCACUCCAGAGUGGGUCCAGUCCUGGAAACAGAAGCUGCCCCUUCAGACCAUUAUGAGAAUGCUCCAGGUCCUAGUGCCCCAGGUAGAAAAGAUCUGUAUCGACAAGGGACUGACAGAUGAGAGUGAGAUACUAAAGUUCCUGCAGCAUGGAACAUUAGUGGGACUACUCCCUGUGCCCCACCCCAUCCUGAUCAGGAAAUACCAGGCUAACAGUGGCACCACCAUGUGGUUCAGAACCUACCUGUGGGGAGUCAUAUAUCUCAGAAAUGUUGAUCCUCCAAUAUGGUACGACACAAAUGUCAAACUGUUUGAGAUUCAGAGAAUAUAAAAAGGUUAGUGAUGUUGACUUCUGAUCAAAAUGUGAAGAAAAAGAAAAAAAAUACAGAGCCCAAAGGGAAUCACUAAAGAUGGCUGUCACAAAAGAUAAAUAAAAUCAACACAUUAACAGAUCUGUAAAGAUCUUGGAGAUCUGAAAACUUUAUCUAUAUGACACUAUUAUAUAAAUGUAGUGUGUAAUGUAUUGUACCAGCUUUUGAUUCCAUCUUAGUAUUUGUUUCAUUAUGGCCAGCCAGCAGCUUGAAUUUGCUCUAGUUCUCCAAAUACAAGAAACAGACUAGCCAAAUUUUUAAAAUCUCACAUAUUAUUUCUUAUUAAAACUUACAUUGUAUGUGCUGGAGGGAAGAGAUUCUGAAAUAUUAUCAAUGUAUGCUGUUCAAAAUUUAAGUUAGAUCAAGGUACACUCUAUUUAUGAAUCUUUUUUUCAUUCAAAGAUUUUUUAAGUGAUUUUUUUUAUGAAGAAACUUUUUUUUUUCAAAAACUUUUGGAUUGUGAUGACAUUUAAGGUACAAGUAUGUAAGAUUCUAACUGCUUUAGUUACAGUAGAAAGUAAAGACAUUUUGCUGUACAAAUGGAUGGGCCUUUUAUCAUUACUAACAGUUGUGUGCAGAGAUUUGCCUGCACUCACUUUAUAAAUCUAAGUAAAUGUUGAAAAUCGUCCUUAAAAUAGCAAAUUGAAAAUCUGGAUCUCAUUUGACUUGUUUUAUUGAUUUUAAAAUCAAGUUAUUCUGUUAAAUCAUUAGUACCUUAAAGGUCUGAGGCAAUAAAAUAUGCAUGUACAUGCAAUAAAAUAUGCAUGUACAUGCAGUGAUGGAACUGUUCUCUCCAACAUUCAAAGAUGUGUGUGUGUAUCUGUGUAAUCAGUAAGAAAUACAGGUCAAAGUUUCUGCCACUACAGACCUUAUUAAAAAAGAGAACAACAUUCCUUACAUUUUAUGUCUUUGCCCAUAUUAGUUUUCUGAGAGUUGUUGAUCUUGCUACACAUUCAAUUUAAAUUCAUGGUUUUCAUGAAGAGUACAGAUUUUUAAAUUGCACUGAAUUCUGAAGAGUUGUCAAUGUGUUUAUCAAUCUUGCUCUGUUCAGGAGCAUAAUCUUUAUCAUAAAAUGAAAUCCACAAAGCUUGUAGCAUUUUCACCUUAUUUAGCAUGAACAUUCUUGAAGGCCUAUUUAUUAUUUAUCUGUAUUAUGAGGGCAUAUUUUGUAUGAGUGGUAUUCUAUUUCAUAAGAUUUAUUUUUGUUAUUAUGGUUAUUGUAGCCUUUAUCUCAUCAACACAACUAUUAUGGAAGGAAAUGUGCAAUUGUAUACUAGUACAUUAAAUAAUGAUAAUAUUAGAAGCAGAAUUGUGAAAUAAUAUAUUGAUAUUGUUAUUGUUUUUUUGUUAUGGUCAUGUAGAAUAUAAAAUGUAGUGUUUCCGCAAAUGUUAGUGACAAUAAAGACUGAAAAAAAUUAA
Molecule: messenger RNA, 4005 nt
Organism: Magallana angulata
Lineage: Eukaryota; Metazoa; Mollusca; Bivalvia; Ostreida; Ostreidae
Product: protein HID1-like
Exons: 22
Coding region: 72-2546 (824 amino acids)
Cellular component (GO): Golgi medial cisterna; Golgi trans cisterna; membrane
Source: RefSeq, a predicted model, not a curated record